GGAAUGAAAGUGGAUGCCUCUUAUGUGCCUUCUACAUACCUGGCAGAGAUUGCACGCUUCCUGCAGUCUGUUGCUGAGGUUGAUCUUCUACUGAACUCUUCAUGUUUCAAUAAAAAAGACUGUGAAGAUCUCACCAAACAAGAUGAGUGUCUCAAGAACUCCAAAGAAAUCCUUGGAAGACUGUCAGGUCAAUAUGCGAUCAUUGAGAGCAAAAAGAACCCAGUUCUCCAGUCUGCUUCCCCGAAGGAGAGUGAGAAGGUUAAUGAAAAACUGGCUGAGCUUUCAUUCAACUGGGACAAUGUCAACAAG
Staurois parvus is the source of this 309-nucleotide messenger RNA. NCBI's taxonomy places the organism in Eukaryota, Metazoa, Chordata, Amphibia, Anura, Ranidae. The record is from the annotation of a GenBank genome assembly.